AUGGCUCAGUCCACCUCUCCAAACAAAAUAAAUCUGUCUCAACUUCCGAAAGAGUUACUCCAAAUUAUUGUGCAGUAUAUGGUCUCUCACCGCGAGAUAAACCUUUUCUGUCAGACCAAUGGCGAGAUUUAUAAGAAACUCAUUGGCUACCUGUACUGGUACAACACGGAGUACUACCAGAGCGGCGUCUUGCAGUGGGGAGCCAUACACAGCCGCGCUGAUGUCAUGGAAAUGCGGGACAUGGUUCAGAAUGGGGAGCAGUUUGUCCUUUUCAACGGAGAUUCCACACCAUUGCUUCUGGCGGCUGGGGGAGGAUGUGAAGGUGCGGUCCAGGCUUUGCUUGAGGGCAGCGCGGAUUAUAGGCGAGCCGGGUCUAUUGUCUUCUUGCAGAAAGCGGACCUCACGACCGACGAUCGCUCAGAUGCACUAGAAUCAGUGGCAGGUUAUGGUCAUGUUGAAGCUGUAGAAGUCUUGAUUCGCCAUGGCGCUGACCCCAAUAGUCUAGCCGAGCAUCCAGCUCUCAUCAGCGCGGCAAGACGAGGCCAUGUGGGCGUUAUUCGGACGUGGUUGGAUCAUGGUGCUGACAUCCGGAUCAAAUCCGACUCCCGACAAGAGUGCGCUUCUGCAUGCCAUUGA
Messenger RNA from Aspergillus glaucus CBS 516.65, 636 nucleotides. Its product is annotated as ankyrin repeat domain-containing protein. The record is from RefSeq and is a predicted model, not a curated record. Gene Ontology annotation, molecular function: protein binding. Bases 1 to 636 code for a protein of 211 amino acids. The transcript is spliced from 3 exons. Lineage: Eukaryota; Fungi; Ascomycota; Eurotiomycetes; Eurotiales; Aspergillaceae. Gene Ontology annotation, cellular component: nucleus; cytoplasm.